Molecule: messenger RNA, 2359 nt
Organism: Leucoraja erinaceus (little skate)
Lineage: Eukaryota; Metazoa; Chordata; Chondrichthyes; Rajiformes; Rajidae
Gene: mphosph10
Product: M-phase phosphoprotein 10 (U3 small nucleolar ribonucleoprotein)
Exons: 11
Coding region: 91-2010 (639 amino acids)
Biological process (GO): rRNA processing
Cellular component (GO): Mpp10 complex; small-subunit processome; nucleus
Source: RefSeq, a predicted model, not a curated record
CGUUUCUUCCGCGGAAACCAGGGGCCGGAACCCGGAACCUCCGGCAGCGGGAUCUUGUUCCGGGGAUCCCGGCGCCGUGACUCCGCGAACAUGGCGGCGCUCGGAAGCUUCGUUCGGCGGCUGGAGAACGCGGUGGAGCGGCCGGUCCUCAUGUUGAGUGUACAGGAAGGAUUGGCAUCAGAGUUCACUGGUCUCACGAAGGAGCUGUAUGAUUUCCAGAAGACACAGGAGGCGGACGGGACUGCCGGGAGCCCUUUGAAGGAGUUGGUUGUAGAACAAUUUGAUGAAGAGCAGAUCUGGCAGGAAAUUGAAUUACAGAAUCAUUCAGUCUUGAACUAUUUUAAAAGGGCAGUUGCUUUUCUUGUGCAAGACAAUCUCAGCAGAGUGAAUAGAGUGGAAGAGGCAGAGAUUGAUACGCCUGGAGAGGAGUUUGAAACAGAAAAUGAUUAUGAAGUAGGGGAGGGCAGUGAUGAUGAGAGAGAGUUAAAAUCUGAGAAAGUUAAUGAAAAAGACCAGUCUGAAGAGCUUAGUGAUGAAGACUCCGACAUCAACUUUGAUAUUGAUGAGCUUGUGAAAAAAACUAAACUGCAAAAAAAGAGCCCCAAACUCCCAAGCUCAGACCUGGAUGAUAAAUUUUUCAAACUGUCAGAAAUGGAAGCUUUUUUAGAGAAAGCUGAAAAGGAAGAAGGAAAAAGUGAAGAGAAUGAUGAAGAUGAUAUAGAUUAUUUUGAAGAUAUUCUCUCUGAGGAUGAAGAAAUUAUAAAAACAAACUCCAGGAAAAAGGCGAAGAGUUCCAGGAACAUGCAGUACAAGGAUUUCUUCGACCCAAUUGAGGAACCUGGAAGAGGAGAUGGCAAAGAGGCAAAACGGGAACUAAAGCGGAAAGAAUUAGAGGAUGACACUACUCUGGAUGAAGACCAGGAGCAGGUGGAAGCCAAGAGGGCCAAGGGCAAGAAAGUCAGCUUUGAUCUUUCCGAUGACGGUGAGGAAGAUGACCUGACCAGAGUGAUAGAAGGGAAGAAGCUGGAAGUGGAAAAAUCAAACUUUGAAAAACGCCAAGAAAAGUUGAAAGCACACAUCCAACAGCUGGAGAAAACAGCCUUGGAGCAGAAGCCAUGGCAGCUCCUGGGAGAGGUCACAGCUCAGAAACGGCCUGAGAACAGCUUGCUGGAAGAGGACCUUCACUUUGAUCAUGCGGUCAGGAAAGCACCUGUCAUCACUGAGGAGACAACACUUCAACUAGAGGAUAUCAUUAUCCAGAGGAUUAAAGACCAGGCGUGGGAUGAUGUCUUGCGUAAGGAGAAGCCCAAAGAAGAGACGUUUGAAUACAAAAAACGACUUACUUUGGACCAUGAGAAAAGUAAACUGAGUCUGGCUGAAGUCUAUGAGCAAGAAUAUCAAAAGCAAACUCAGCAAAAAUCAGAAGUGGAGGAAAACCAACAGUACACAGAGAUCCAGAAAAAGAUUGAUUCUUUAUUCCUCAAAUUGGAUGCGCUCUCAAACUUCCAUUUCACCCCCAAACCGCCUGUGCCUGAGAUGAAGGUAGUUUCCAACCUGCCUUCCAUCAACAUGGAGGAAGUGGCUCCAGUGAAUGUCAGUGAUGCCACGCUGUUGGCACCAGAGGAAGUCAAGGGGAAGGGCCGAGCUGGAGCGCUGCAGGGAGAGGAUGAGAAGACAUCGACUGACAAGAAGCGGGAGAGGAGGAAGAAGAAGAAGGUGAAGCGACUGCGACUACAGGCAAGAGAGAUGCGGCAGAAAGAACUGGAGAAGCAGAACGUGAAGCUGAGCGGCAAACAAGAGAAGGAAAUGAAUGCUGAGAAAGCAAAGAAACUGAGUCAGCAGGGAAAGGUGGUAUUGCUAAAGGAUGAAGGAAAAGACAAGGGUUUGCGUUCAUCAAAAGCCUUCUUCUCCCAUUUACAAGAUCAAGUGAAAGCAGAGCUCAAAGGAGUCAAGGUUGGAGCGAAGAAGAAUAUUCACGGGAAACUUUCAGGAAACAAGUUGAAACUUUAAUACAGAUCCCUUCACGCUGUCUACAUGGUGUCAUUCCCGCUUCCUGCCAUUGCUGUUAUGGAGCAUAGCAUUCCAAAAUGUUUCUUAUAUAAAACAAGCUGCGUCCAUUAAAACAAUAAAUUUUCUGAUUUGUAUGGAGAGCUUUUUGUUAGCCUCAGUCUGUGAAAGAACUUUACCAGAUAAAUGACUGAAAAUCUGAUCUUCAGACAACACAAAGAUGUUGGCAAUAACAAGGAUUUAGGACGCUUCAGUGUAGUGCAUCAGGCAUUUCAAGUCGCUGAUCUUUUAUCCGAACCAGAAAAUGUUUUAAAAUGCUGAGAAAUGGAGAGAAUAAAAGCUUGGGAAGGAA